AUGAAAAUAUAUACAUGUGUUUAUAAAAUUGACAGCUACAGCUGAUUUUGACAUAUGGGCAAAAAAGAACAUUACGAACUUUAUACUCGAGAUUUAAUGUAUGUAAUGACUCCCAAAUUAGCAUUAAUACAAUUAUAUAACAGUUUAUCUCUAUUUACUCCUUUGGUUUUACUCUGGAAUGCUUGUUUAUCAAUUUUGACAAUGACAGAUGUAAUAGUAAACUGUAAACAGAAACACCCGGGUUAUUUAGUAAUGGGUUCAGAAUGCGAAGAUGUUCCUAUCGAAGAUUCAGAUGAAUCCCUUUUGGAUUUCAAAGAGAUUGAUGAUUUGGAAUGUGACAUUCCUCAAGUGGCCCCCCCAUCACUCGAAAAUGCCCUGUGGGAUUUAGAUUCUGUAGGAAGCGAUAGUGCUUCACUGCAUUCUUUUCAAAGUAUGACAAAUAAGCUUCAUUCAAUGUUAUAUCAUUGUGUCUUACAAGGAGUUUCUUCACAAAUUACUUCUGCAGCAGAUAGAGUCAAUGCAGGAUCACCUACAGUCAUAACGAAUAGUUUAAAUUACAUAGCAGUAGGAACUUCGCAUGGUUACAUUUUGGCAUUUGACUGUGAACAGAAUUUGUGUUGGUGUUGUCAUGAUACCACCACAUCGGAUCAAGGUGCAGUUUCUGCCUUGUCAUUCAAUCUGGAAUCCACAAGACUUCUAGUUGGUUACGAAAGGGGUUUCAUAUCAAUGAUAGAUGCUUCUACUGGAGACGUACUGCGGAGACUGCCGGACGCCCACGCGCCCCAAACGGCGGUACUGUCUCUAAGAUUCACUUUUCUCAAUAAUUUAGCUUUGUGCGGAGAUUCUUCGGGAUGUGUGUUUUCACUAUCGUUUAAUAGAAGACUCGGGAUGAGAACUUGGAAUUCCAAAUGUUUAUUUUCCGGUGCUAAGGGCGAAGUAUGUGUUUUCGAACCACUAGUUAGAGGACACGAUUUACGUUUUCUUAAUAACGUUGUUUUGGUAGCCAUGGCGACCUUGUCUAAGGUAGUAGUGAUUUCGGUGCGUCCUAAAUUGAAAGUCUUCUAUAGUCAACAGUUACCGAGAAUAUCGACGUCACUUCCUCUAAUCUCUUGGCAAUUAGUUUCAGUAGGAAAAACAUUUCAUCCGGUUUUAGCAUGGGGUAGAGGUAACGAAUUACACUAUACCCGAUUAAUUGUAACCUACGGUUACAACAAUCCUCGAAUGACUUUAAUGCCUUUAAUAAAAGUACAAGUCCCUUAUACAAUGAACGCUCUUCAUUGGCUUGGAACUCGACAUUUGGCCAUAUUAGAUACUAGCGAAAACUUGAGAUUAGUUGAAGUACGCAGCCAAAGAGAAUUGGAAAUAUUAGAAAUUUCCGGUGCUGGUUUGGUGUACAAUUCGGCGCAUUUCAAAGCUUUAGCAGUGGGAGGAGGAGUAAGUGAAGCAUUCGCAUUAGCAGGCGAACGAGCUUGCUACAAUAGUUUAUCUAGUCGAGGAGAUCAAUUAUUAAUAUUGGGUACGAGAGCUGUGCAUAUGGUGAAAUUGAGAACGUGGUCCGAAAGAUUGUUUUAUCUCAGCGAUCAAGGGCGGUGGGCCGAAGCUUUGAAUUUGGCCACCGCCGAAGGGACCAGUAAAGAAAAAGUUGCGUUACCCUUAAUAAAUAAAUAUUUGGAUAAUUUGAAUUUGAAUCAAAUGGAUAGAGAUAGUUUGCCUGCCGCUAUUAAUUGUUGCAUCAAACUUGGGAAAAUUGAUAUUUUAUGCAACGAAUUAUUCGAAGCAGUAUCCAUUGACCAAACUAAGAAGGAAUGGUAUUUUACAUUACUGACCGAUCAGAUUUGUGCAGGAUCAUUAACAGUUCUUUCACCGUUUAUAACACAAAUGUUGGUAAAAUAUUUGGAAGAAACAGAUCAUCAAACAUUAGAAAACGUAUUGUUGUCUCUAGAUAUCGCCUGUUUAGAUUUGAAUCAAGUUUUGAAGAUUUGUAAAAAAUUGAAGAUGUACAAUGCAUGGAUACAUAUUACUACUGGUACUUUGAAGGAUUAUAUCAGCCCUUUGACUGAGUUUCUUGAAGAAUUAACGCCGGAUAAUCAUAAAUUAGGAAACAUAUUAUUGGUAUACGUAUCGUCAUGUUUUGCCGGAUUGGGUUAUCCAUCGGGAAAUAUUCCAGAAGAAGAAGUACCUAGAGUAAAACACGAUAUAUUGAGAUGUUUGGAAACGACGCAUUCUAUUAAAGGUCAAAAAGACGAAUUGGCUUAUCCUUAUUUGAGGGCGUUAUUAAAAUAUAAUACUAGGGAUUGUUUGAACGUUGUAGAACUUGCUUUUUCCCAGCCGGAAUUUUCUGGAGAAAUGGGACUUUUGCAAAGGCAGCGUUUGAUUCAGAUUCUUCUGCAAAUUGUCAAACCAGGCAAUUUUACUGACGGUGAAGUGAUCAAUUUGGCAUGUUUCGUCGCGAGACUCGUUGUAACAAAUAACAUUUCGUUGAAUAAUCACGUUUUGGAUUCAGCAAUAAAGUCCUUAACUGAAAUAGGUGAUUCGCUGUCAAUUAGAGAUAGAUCAGAAAGGGAACAAGCGUGGCUAGAUUUGUUGGGUCUCAAUAAAAUGAAUCAUUUAAAAACUAGUCAACUACUUUCUUUAGCUUUGGAUUCCAAAUGUUACAGGGUUGCAGAACGUCUAUACGAAAUGCAAAAAGACUAUUCUAGAAUACUUAGUUGUUACCUUCAAGAUCCCGUAAGAAAAUACGAAGUAUUCAACUACAUAUUCAAAUAUAUAAACGUUAGUGAUAGAUUAAUACAGGAACAAUUUUUAGUUGAUUUUAAAAAUCUAGUCGCGAUAAGUGCUAAAAAAACAGUAGAAAUAAUUAUAGAAUAUUUCCAAGAAUUAUUGGAAGAAUUUUGUGAUAUGCUCGAAAACGAUCAUGAUUUGCAAUACGAUUUUUUGAGCGAAGUCGUUUUAACAGACGUCAAAUUGACACCGCAAUUAGCAGAACGCUUCUUAGAUCGUUUAUGCGUUAAAAAUAGAAACGAAGUUUGUAAUUAUCUGCGAUCAAGUAAUUGCCGAAACGAAGAAGCUUUAAUUAUUACAAAAAAAUAUGAGGUGCACGAUGCUGUGGCGUUACUUUUGGAAAAUAAUGGCGAUUGGAUGGAAGCCCUGGAGUUGCUUUUGGAAUGCGAUAUGAUGGACGAAGCAAUUAAUUUGUGUAUAAGGGGAGUUGAGCAUUUAUCGCCAGAGGAUUCUCAGUCAUUAUGGUUAACGUUACUACAAAAAAGAAAAAGUGCUUCUGGUGUUUCACUUAGACAUUUAUUGCACGCCGCAGCUCCUCAUAUUCCCCCUUCACAAAUGUUGAAUCUUGUAUCUAACGCAAGCUUUGGAGAUGUCAGAGGAUUGCUACAGGGGAUGUUAAGUGAUUACGAAUACGACAUUAAUACUUUGACGAAUACAUACAAACUGCUGAGUAAAGAUUUACAUCACGGUUUGGUAAAGUGCAUUUCAGUAAAAGGUAGAGGUGUGUCAGUUUCGAAUCUAACUUGUACCUUGUGUCAAAGAUUAUUAUUAUUUCGAAGGGAAACCGAAAGUAACGAAUCGUUUUAUGUAUGGAGUUGCGGACAUUGUUUUCAUUUUUCGUGCGUUAAAGGUGGCAAUUUGAAUAAUUCUUGUCCGCAAUGCAGAUUAAAAGGACCUAUGUUACCAAAGUUGAAGAAACUAGCAAAUAAAGUAGAUUAUGCGAAUGUGAAUAACCAAAGUAGACCGGAUCUAGAAGGUCAUUUUUGAUUUCGUUUUAGGAUAAAAAAUUCUGUUAUCAAAUAAUGGAAAGUCUAUUUAUAUUUAUUAUUUGAAAUAUUUUAUUAAAUUUAUAUUUCGUAAUCAAAA
This is a messenger RNA of Diorhabda carinulata, 3867 nucleotides long. RefSeq names its product vacuolar protein sorting-associated protein 8 homolog (gene Vps8). Gene Ontology annotation, biological process: endosomal vesicle fusion; protein targeting to vacuole. Gene Ontology annotation, molecular function: protein binding. Gene Ontology annotation, cellular component: late endosome; HOPS complex. The record is from RefSeq and is a predicted model, not a curated record. NCBI's taxonomy places the organism in Eukaryota, Metazoa, Arthropoda, Insecta, Coleoptera, Chrysomelidae. The transcript is spliced from 14 exons. The coding region runs from base 55 to 3768 and encodes 1237 amino acids.